UCACUUUCUAUCACUCUCUUCCAUUUCCUUCCUCUUGCUGGCUACCUUAGUUGGCCGCAAAAUUCAGAAAAACCCAUCAUCAUAUACAAUACUGCAAAUGAUGGUGUUUUGCUUACAGUGGCCGAGUCCAAUGAAGACUUUGACCAUCUCUACAGAGAGGUGCGCUAUGCUUCUGAGUCACAUCCGUAUGUGGCACCUUUGUCCGUAUCUGAUACUAAAGCAUCCAUACUUUCUUUCCAAAUCACUUAAUUUGUUUCCAAACAAAGGUUUUACCAUCAGUUACACCCUUAACCAUGCUGUUCUUGAUGGUAGAAGCAUAUCUUUGUUUAUGAAUUCAUGGGCUUACAUAUGCAGAAAUCUAGAUGAAAAUGUGAAAAUAAGCCCUAGUUCGUUACCAGGAGAACUAAAUCCAUCUUUUGACCGAACAGUCAUUCCGGGUUCAGAAGGGCUUGAAAUGCGAUAUUUAAACUACUGGCUAGGACUGAAACUGCCAGGUUCAGAUGCCAACCCCAGAAGUUUGGAGCCAAUACCAUUUCCAGUUCCAGCUGAUGUAGUACGAGCGACGUUCGGAUUUUCUCGUGAAGACAUAAAGAAGCUAGGUGAGAGGGUACUCUCUAAAUUAGAAAAUGGAAAUCAAACAAAACCUUUCUCAACUUUUGUGCUUGCAUAUGCAUAUACAUUGGUUUGCAUGGUUAAAGCGAAAGGCCUGAAAAAUAAUAAUAAGGUUAAAUUUGGGUUGACAACAGAUUGUAGACCCCGUUUAAACCCUCCAUUAUCUAGGAAUUAUAUCGGUAACUGUGUUACUUCUUGUGAUGUACUUGUUGAAGCGGAACAUCUCCUGAAAGAAACUGGGGUUGUUUACGCCGCGAAGAGGCUUAAUGAGAUGAUCGAAGGGCUAGAAAAUGGAGUUCUAGAGAUAGCCAAGGGGAAGGUUCCAUUUAUGGAUGUGGAACCAGGAGUAGGAAUUAUUCUAGUUGCAGGGACAAACCGAUUUGGGAAGUAUGGUGCAGAUUUUGGGUGGGGCAAGCCUACGAAUGUAGAGAUUACAACCAUAGACGUUGGUGAAUCUCUUUCUAUGAUGGAAAGCAGAGAUGAAAGUGCUGGAGUUGAAAUCGGCUUAGUUUUGAAGAAACAUGAAAUGGAGAUCUUUGAUUCUCUGUUUGUUCAUGGCCUUAAGGUGCUAAGAAGUAGCUUGUAAUUUCAUCGAUUAGUUACACUAGACUAAAUAUAUUUGAGGAGGUGAUCAUCAAUAAAUGUGUUGGCUCGGGUCUGAUAUCACCUGCGUGCAAGGGCCAAGACCUGUAUUAGUGGUGUGUUUUUCUGUACUUUUGUUGCUAAGUAUUCUCUUGUACUAAAUCUUAUUAUAAACAAUCAGUCUCUUGUAUUCAAUCAUAUUAUUAAUAAAUCACGUUAGUUACCAAAAAA
Populus nigra (black poplar) is the source of this 1425-nucleotide messenger RNA. Its product is annotated as phenolic glucoside malonyltransferase 1-like. The record is from RefSeq and is a predicted model, not a curated record. Bases 98 to 1198 code for a protein of 366 amino acids. NCBI's taxonomy places the organism in Eukaryota, Viridiplantae, Streptophyta, Magnoliopsida, Malpighiales, Salicaceae. The transcript has a single exon.